Macrobrachium nipponense is the source of this 3863-nucleotide messenger RNA. It is a transcript of the gene ringer, whose product is annotated as tubulin polymerization-promoting protein homolog. Gene Ontology annotation, cellular component: microtubule. The record is from RefSeq and is a predicted model, not a curated record. Bases 16 to 1059 code for a protein of 347 amino acids. Gene Ontology annotation, biological process: microtubule bundle formation; positive regulation of protein polymerization; microtubule polymerization. NCBI's taxonomy places the organism in Eukaryota, Metazoa, Arthropoda, Malacostraca, Decapoda, Palaemonidae. Gene Ontology annotation, molecular function: tubulin binding. The transcript has 5 exons.
UUGGGGAGUUGGAAGAUGAUGACACAUAUGAGAGCUAGAGUUGUCUUAGAAAACUAUUAUAAGGUAAAAUUUAUCUCGAGGACAGCCAGUCUGAAUAACCUGAGUUCUACUCAAGACGGUGCUGAUGAUGAAGUAGAAGUGAAGCGGCCCCCUUUCAAUGGCAUGGAGGAGAAGCGUUACAGAGCCAUCAUGGAUGAAAUCCAGGCUCUGAUGGAUGAAGUCCAGAGGCAGCGGGACGAAUUUCGAAAUGAACUGCGAGUCUUGGCCACAUGUCUGGACAACAACAGACAACACCAGGCUAGUGAUUCGACGAACGAAGACGAACUGGUCGACGCUUUGGGAGAAGGGGAGGAACAGAUGUCAGCAGCGCAGGAGACUUCAGCCGAGGUCAAGGAGAAGAAACCGGAGGACGAGGCUCAGGCUGAGAAACAGCAGGAGGACGAGAAGGAACUGAAGGAGGAGGAAAGUAAGGAGGACGACGGUAAGGAUGAAGGAGGGAGCAGGACUCCGUCGACCUCGGCUACCCCAGAACCCAGAGGACAGGAGAACGGGGACGAUGCCCCAGGCACGCCCAAGCAACUCACCUUGCGGGAGCAGUUCCGCAACUUCAGCAAAUUCGGGGACAUCAAGAGCGAUGGCAAGCUGCUGACCCUUUCCCAGUCGGACAAAUGGUUCAAGCAAGCCAAGGUCAUCGAUGGGAAGUCCCUCACCACCACAGACACGGCCAUCACCUUCAAUAAGCUCAAAUCUAAGAAGAUAACCUUUGUCGAAUUUGAGAAGUACCUCGACGAGAUCUCCAAGUCCAAAAAGAUGGACGUGAAAGACCUCAAGACGAAGUUACGAGACUGUGGCGCUCCAGGCACUUCCGGAACCACGAGUGUCGUCAAGAGCAGCGCAAUCGACCGCCUCACGGACACCAAGAAAUUCACGGGGUCCCACAAGCUGAGAUUUGAUUCCACAGGGCGCGGAAGGGGCAUCGCAGGCAGGAGAGACGUCAACGACGGCUCCGGCUACGUCACCGGCUACAAGAACAAGAACACCUACGACAAAACCCACUAGAGGUCGCUCCUCUCAGCGGAGAGAAAGAGAGACAGAGAGAGAGAGAGAGACAGCCCCGUUUCGCUAAGCUUAGUACUUUUACUGACACGUGGGUUACACGUGGGUGGGAGAGCGAAGCUCCCAUUCGAGGCGCUUCGAGGUCCCUUCUAGACGGCAUGCAAGAUGUUGUUACUUUUACACCUUAUCCUCCACGGGCUCUCCGGGUCGUUCUCACAAGGCUGAUGCUGAUGCUGAUGCGACUCGAACGUAAAGCAAGUCUCGAACUGUUCGAAACGGGUUCAGUGAACGCACCGAGCGAGAGACAACGGACGGACGGACAGACAGACAGACAGCAAAGCAGACCAAAUAGACUUGUAGUAGACCUUGACGUUGUGUGUAAAUGGUUUUGAUAUCUACAAGGAAGGGAUUCGGUGCGAAUCGAAAGGAAGCUGCUGUCUCUUCCCCCCACCACUGAAAACUCAUACACAAACAGACAACAAUAUUGCCUUUCCUUGUAAAUCUCGCUGGUUCAAAAUGAUUACUCUACAGGAUUCUGAAAUCUUUGCUGCCAGUACUUGGUAUUUUAGUGAUCAUUCAUUAUUCAAAUAUAUUUAUAUAUACUAUAUGUAGACGUUUCUUCAUGGUAACUAACAUUCCACAGGACAUCUGCAAAGAAGUGUCAUGAUCACACCAAUUGAGCUGCUAUCAUAUUUUGAUUUGUGACACUAGAGAACAUUUUGUACAGAAAUUUUGCCUCCCAUCAAGUUUUUUUUUUUUAUCCAGUAUUUUUUCACACAGGUAUUCAUUAUCAAUAUAACAUAUGUAUAUAUAUUUUUCUACGUUAUUUCUGGCGAUUUUUGAAUAUCUUCAAUAAGGUGAAAAUAUCGUUUCUGAAACUGAGAAAGACUCGCUAUAUACGUUUGGCUGCUAGUUCUGGUGAUUUGGUUCAAGCGCUUGUGACAAAUGUUUUUUUUUGGAAACUAUUUCAAACCAGAAAUGAAAAACAAGCACAGACAAACACUUACGGCGAAAUAUAAGUAUUCGCGAAUAGAAUCUUCAGCUUCUUGUUGCUGCAUCCAUAUUAGCCGGAGGCUUUCAAAGGUGAUAUUUUAUAUUACGUAAAACUAAAAAAAGAAGCUAGACUAAGCUCUUAGUGCUCUAUAGUAGAUGAACCAUUUCUUUCUUUUUAAAAAAAGGCCUUUCGCUCUGCCUUCUUCCCCUGCGAAGUUUUUUUUUAAAAGCGCUGUUUUUAAAUGUACAUGUUGUAGUACAUGUACAUUCUAAUGAACCAGAGAAAGACAUUAAUAACUGACUAAUUAUAUAAUGGAAAAACAAUAAUCAUGAAGCGGCCAGCAUCAAUCUCUAGAACAAAAUAGCCAAAUGUAAUCUUUACGCAGCUAAGUGAUUCUACUUAAUUAAUGAAGUAAUUACUCCUAAUUGUACAAACUAGCAAAGCACAUCUGUUAAGACUGAACAAUUAAUGCUAAUCAUUACCUCGAAAAGGUUACUCUCCCCAUACCCUGUCACGCUAGGAACCCUAAUUUCAAGCUUUGACCUUGAACCGGGUCACUUUGUACCUCGUACUUUGCCCUUGUAAUUGGUCAUUUUGUACUUCGUACUGUGACCUUGUAAUUGGUUAUUUUGUACUUUGUACCCUGACCUUGCAAAGGUCAUUUCGUACCUCGUACUGUGACCUGUAAUUGGUCAUUUUGUACUUCGUACUGUGACCUUGUAAUUGGUCAUUUUGUAUACCUUGUACCAUGAACUUGCAAGGGUCAUUUCGUACCUCGUACAUUGACCUUUUAAUUGGUCAUUUUUGUACAUCGUACUGUGACCUUGUAAUUGGUCAUUUCGUACCUUGUACCCUGACCUUGCAAGGGUCAUUUUGUACCUCGUAUUUUGACCUUUUAAUUGGUACCUCGUACCCUGACCUUGCAAAGGGUCAUUUCGUACCUGGAUUUCUGCAAAGACUGGAGGUACCAGUUGCUUUCUUCUCCUUCCUUGUUACAAAGGCGCACUCAUGAUUAGGCUUUUCAGGACGUAGAAUAACCUAAAUAAUAUAAUAAUAUUAAUAAUUUAAGAAGAGCAAUCUCGUGUUAGUUUUGAAGCCACGUAUAGCACUUGUUCGAGAUACAUUGGUCUCUCUUCAUGAAUGUAAAUGUGUGUGUAGUAGGCGUUGUUUCAUACCUAGGUCUAUUCGAAGUUUCAAAAAAUUCAAAUUUUAGUAGGGUUUUUUUAUAGAUAAUUUGAUUCAAUCCGUCAUUCUUCAAUAAAAAUAAGUUUGAUUUGGAGUAUCAUAGUACUACACGCGUCUAUAAUGCCUCGUGAACACCAUCAAAAUCAUAAACAAAGUAAUAGAUUUAAUAUAACCUUUCAACGCCCAGGAAAAGAUCAUUUUUCACACGUCAAAAUUCAUAAGUAAGACGUAAAUUCUCGGCCUUUCAGAAAAGUGCAAAAUUUACCCGUAGGAUAUACCAUAAUGAACUCAAAACAAAUUCCUUUUUCUUUUCAGUCUGCUGCAGACUGCGAAGAAGAUCUUUCCGUUAGAAUUUCUGCACCGCACCUGGAAAUCAAUCGAGUAUUGCAUAGGUACAUUUAUAUUUAAAACACAAAUGUUUGUGCCUUUGUAGUGGAGUCCCAAAGGGCCAGCAGUUGUAUACUUUCUCGUGCUGUCUUUGUGCUUAUUUCCCCUUUCUUGGAAGUCGUAUAAUUCCCACACCCGACCUACGUCGACGUCGCCCUUAACAGUUCUUUUGUCCUUCGUCUCCUUGAUGACACCCUGUACUAUUCGUUCCCGGUACCCGGUCCUUUUUUUUUUUUUUUUU